Haliotis rubra (blacklip abalone) is the source of this 5464-nucleotide messenger RNA. Its product is annotated as protocadherin beta-15-like. The transcript has 5 exons. The record is from RefSeq and is a predicted model, not a curated record. Gene Ontology annotation, biological process: homophilic cell-cell adhesion. Gene Ontology annotation, molecular function: calcium ion binding. Lineage: Eukaryota; Metazoa; Mollusca; Gastropoda; Lepetellida; Haliotidae. Gene Ontology annotation, cellular component: plasma membrane. The coding region runs from base 1812 to 4709 and encodes 965 amino acids.
UGAAAAGAUUCGAUCCAUGAGACUCAGGUUAAUUUAUUCUUCUCUCGCUAGCAGCGUGUGUUUGUGUGUGUGUAGAUUCUCAAACUGCCGAACAUCUUUUGUCAUUUGUGAGGCGAUAGUGCAGUACAAACCAGCCUUCAUUGUAGCUCUGCUCAACAUGUAAGGAUAAGUAAUUUGGAGUGUACCACUACAAAGAGCUGGAUUCAUGGGAGAACGAUUUUAUUGGAGAGUGCUUGCAUUGAAGCAAGUAGGGGAAAAGCGCAGGAGCUGAUCAUGAAUAUUUUCUCAUCGGUAGAAUAAUUUUAAUCUUGUGAAAGUUUAUACCUUUGAGGUCUCGUAUUGCAGAGUGUGUGCAAGUCACAUGAAGAGAUACAAGUUUUCACAUUACUUGGACUAAAAAAAAUGAUUCCCUUUUUAUGAUGAUUUUAUUUACCGUGAAGGACCGGUCUAGAUAUGACUUUGUUGUGAAAUAAUCUAAUGAUGGGAGGAAGUUCUCAAGGGAAGACGGACAAUUAGCGCUGUUACAUGAUCAUGAAAGAGAUGAAGUCAUCUCAUGUCGCUCUUGGUUGUCUAAGCUUGGAUAACCGUGUGUUGAGUUCUAAUGCUGAAACAGACAGAAACUGCCGAUGUAGCACUGUGAUACUCUUUAAUUGGCAGUACAACUAGAUGUGGUGCACUGGGCUUUAACGCUGCGAUACGCUUUGAUUAGCGAUACCACAGGCUGUAACACUGGGAUAUAACACUAUGUGUAUAGUUUGAUCCUCCGUCAUAGGAAGUGUCACGUUUGGAUGUUACACUGUGUUACAGUUGUCUGUUUCACUAUCUGGAUGUACUGUUACACCUUUAUUUUCUGUGUUACAGAGUGUAAUUGGGAUGUGAAAUUGUUUUACACUUUGACUGUGUCUACUACCAAAGUGCCAUAUUGGGAUGUUACACUGUGUUGCUGUUGAUUUGGCUGCUUCACAGAAGUGUAACAUACAGAUGUAACACUGUUUUACACUUUUAUCAGCUGUAUGCAGACUGUAACAUUACAAUGUAACACUAUGUUACAGUUUAGAAUACUGUUUACAGAAGUGUGACAUGGAAUGUAACAUUGUGUAACAAUUAACAUUGGAUGUAACAAAGGGAUACACUCAAGGUGUUUAGAGAACUACAAUAGUGUAACACAUAAAGUAUCUAUACACAGUGUUACUUUGGAAUGUGAAUUAUACACUUAGAGUGUCUGUAUCUCACAGGUUUAACAUUGAGACGUAGCACCGUGCAGCACAUUAAUUACCUUUCUACCUGGAAUGAAUAUUUUUUGUAAAACGUGUGAAGUGGAUGCCAAAUGUUGAGAUGGAGUGAGUUCACAUGCUGCAGAAGUUGAACUACAAUGAUAGACAGGAAGUAGCAGCGAACGAUGUAUUUAAGCUAAUGAGUUGUACAUGAUUCAUGGGCUGUGUGCACUGGAUAGAUAGAUUCCAUUACGAUGGUUGUGGAUCGAGACACAUGAUAGCCAAACCUGUGGAGUGAUAACGGUUGUAGCCUGGAACCGCACUAAAUGGAACUGUGUUUGUUCACUGGAUAAAAAUAUUGGUUUGCAGCUAAGCACAUGGAUUGAAGGAGGCAAUUUCAAUGUGCAAGUAUUGAUGCUAGUGGAGAGAACAUGUAUAUCGCAAAAACCUUGUUUGGCUAAGAAGACUCUGAGGAGAGGGAGACUACGCACCCAAAAUGUUUGUCAUCGAUAGAUGGAAUAAUUGAGCAGAAAUCGGGGAUAAUCCUUGUUUGAGUUUCAAGAGACUGUGUUUGCAUUGUAGUGAAUAUUGAUAAAAAUGUGCCUGCAAAGCAUUGUGAGGAGGAUGUUGGUGGUGAUGGUGUUGGUGUCGUCUUUGGUCAUGAUACAUGGCCAGGAGUUUAACUUGAUGUAUCAAGUUCUUGAGGAACAACCACAAGGAACGUUUGUUGCAAAUAUUGCCAAUGAUUUGAUUCUUAACUUAUCAUUUACUGCUCAAGAACUUGACAACCAUAAGUAUUCCAUGUUUACAAAGGAUGUUCAGAUUACAAAGAAAUUUAAUAUUGAUGAAACAACAGGAAUUAUUACAACUGGGAUGAGGUUGGAUCGAGAAAUCGAAUGUGAGAUGAAGAAAGAUUGUGAAUUGAGCUUUGAUGUAGGAUUCUACUAUCGGCCACCCAAUAAGGAUACACUGGCAGUGGGAGAAAGAAUCGUCCGGAUUGCCGUCAAACUGGAAGACAUCAAUGACAAUUCCCCUACAUUUCCAGAGCGGUCUAUCACAAGGAACAUAUCUGAAUCUGUCUCUGUUGGUCACAUCAUUCCAAUUUCCCCAGCAAUAGAUAAAGAUAUGACAGGCAAUAAUUCUGUGAAGACAUACAAACUGUUCCCUAGUGAUGGACCAUUUGGACUGAACAUUGAAGAAGAUUUAUCAGGCAACCAGGAGAUUGGAAUAAGAGUGAAAGAAGUCUUGGAUAGAGAGACCAAAUCUUCCUACAGGUUAACCAUCUUUGCCAAAGAUGGAGGAAGCCCUCGAAGGUCUGGAUCUGUUGACAUCAACAUUGUAGUUACGGAUGUCAAUGACAACACUCCCCACUUCGACAUCAGAACCUUCACGGUAUUGGUGAAGGAAGAUCAUCCUGUUGGUUCCACCAUCUUGGCCCUCACAGCCAUGGAUGAGGACAUUGGGAAGAAUGGUGACCUCAUUUACAGUAUCAGUCCAAGAGCAACCAAGAAAGUGACAGAAACGUUUAUGAUUGAUGGUGUAAGUGGAGAGCUUUACCCUAUCAAACAACUGGAUUAUGAGCUGGAGAAGCAAUACCAUUUCCCCGUUGUUGUUCAGGACCAAGGGAACCCUGUUCGUUCAACUGAAGCAUCUGUGAUUGUAAAUGUGACUGAUGUCAAUGAUAAUGCUCCGCAGAUCAACCCCAAACAGUACCUGUUUAAUCUGUCUGAGUCCGCUAAACCAGGAUCCUUCUUUACUGUGUUCUCCGUUGUUGAUUCCGACAAAGGCGACUCUGGACAGGUGAAUUGUUCCAUCACAGAUCCACGAUUUCGAUCGGAAUAUUUCCAGUACAAUUACUGGCGUAUUUACCUUGACCAGCAGUUGGAUUAUGAACAGACAAAGGUGAUUGAGGUGAAUAUCACAUGUAGGGAUUCUGGCACACCUGCUAAGAAAAAUACAACAGCGAUUGUUGUACAGGUCCAGGAUGUUAAUGACAACUCUCCAGUCUUCCCAAAUGCUACAAUAUUUGCACAUAUAUCUGAGAACAACAAUGUUGGGGAUCUUAUUACAACGCUGAAAGCUAUUGAUAUAGACGGUCCCGGCAAUAACAACAUGCGUUAUGACAUCGUGGGAUCCUCGCGUUUUGUAACUUUAGACAGACAUACUGGAGAAAUGAAAGCCAAGAAAGUUUUUGAUAGUGAAAUCCAGUCAUCGUUUGAAGUUCCUGUCAUAGUUAUGGAUGCCAAAUUCCCAGGAAUGAAUUCAACAGCAUCAGUUAUAGUGACAGUCCAGGAUGAGAAUGACAUGCCACCCAGAUUCACCAAGCCUCUUUUUAAGUUCAAUAUCACUGAGAAUCUCCCUGCCUAUUCAGUUUGUGGGACACUAACAGCUGUGGAUCCAGAUGCAACUAAUAGUUUUGUGUUUUCAUUCAGGGACACAGAAUCUGUGAGGAAUUUGUUUAAGUUGGAUUCCAGAACUGGAGAUAUUCGUUCAGCAGUGAAACUUACUCGAGAAGACAAUAUUCAAUACAAUUUCGGUGUGAUUGUCAUGGAUCCUGACAAGGGAUCAUUUCGAGGCACAGCAGACGUCACGGUGUAUGUGAUGGAGGAUUUGGAUAAACCGCCAGUUAUCACAUUCCCAAACAGAUUAAAUAAUUCUGUUAAUGUCCUAUUUAAUAGUAAAAUUGGAACUCUGAUUGCGACAAUACAGGCCAAAGAUGAUGGGCGAGAUGGUCAGAUCAUUCUCACGUUUACUAUCGAACAGGGUAACGAGAAGACAUUAUUUCUGCUAAAUGCUCUGACAGGAAAGUUAACUCUGGCCCGAACCAUUACUUCUAAAGACGAAGGUGAUCAUGAAAUGCUCGUUGCUGUUCACGAUAAUGGCAUCCCCAGACAUACUACUUAUUCAUAUUUCACGGUCACAAUUGAACAUGACACAGCAAAUGCAUCCUUCGAUUACCUGCCCAUUGUGAUUUCUCUUUCCUGUCUGACAGUGAUAAUUGCUCUUGCGAUUUUGCUGGGGAUUCUGUGUAUGAAGAGACGAGACAAGAGAAAGAGAGAGGAGAUGAAGAAACAGGAGCAGGGGGUCAACAUCUAUACCCUACCCCCAGGAAACGACCCUGACACCCCCAGGUACACCUCUCACAGUAGUUUGUCUCGGAAGAAGGUGUUCGAUGAGAUUGAGAGGAACAGUUAUAAGUUCAGGGAUGAUGUCAUGGAGUCAUCAUUCCAGGAAGAAGAAGAUGACAAAAUUUCUGAUUUAUCCCACAUUAAGGACUACAGCUUACACGGAAGUACUUUUGACCCGGGUCGGAAAUAUAUGAAGUACAGGCAAAACUCCUUCUUGGGCAGAGUAGAUGAUGGUGCAAGUGAUGUCUCCAUGGCAACAGACAGUGGGCGUGGCACUAGCGAUGAAGACAUCAACAGCAACCGUGCCCUAAUGCUGAUGCACACCGAUUCAGUAAUCAGCAACUGUAGCAACUGCAGUCUUGUGUAGGUGAAAUCCAGUUACUAGCUGAGCAUUGAUCAAAAUUCUAGUGUUGAGAGAUCUGCCCUUAAGCGUUCUGUGAUAGCUUGUUGAUGGUGUAUGUGUGACAGGAGAAACUGACUUCUUCCAGUGUCAGAACUAGAUAUCUCAGGACUAGAUCUGUUUCAUGUUAUUCUUCUCAUCUCAGGACAUCUGAUUAUAUGGGAGAAACUUGUUCCUCAUGCUACUCCAGUGACCCAGUCCUUGUGCACCUGAGUGAAUGAAUAUUUGAGGACUAAAUGGCAUACAUGUGUCCAGUGGAGAAAUAUCUGUCUGCUUCUGUGACCACACUGUGGCUUAUGGAGAAUGUGGAAUGAAAAUAAUACGACCAACAGUACAAGAACAUGUGAAGCUUGUGCUCAAAUGAUAAAAAAGUGUGACCAAGAAUGUGAGAGGAUGGAACUUUUGUGCCCCUGUAUGUAUAUUUGAUGACCAACAAUAUGAGAAGAUGUAACACUUGUGCUCAAAGGAUGAAAUAAUGUGACCAGCAAAGUGAAAAUGGGACUUUUGUGCCCCAAUAUGGAUAUUUGGUGACCAACAAUAUGAGAAGCUGUGACACUUGUGCCCAAAGGAUGAGAAAAUAUGACCAAGAAUGUUAGAGGAUGUAACUUUUGUGCCCCUGUAUGUAUAUUUGAUGACAAAACAGGAUGAGAAGAUGUGAAACUCUGGGGCCCAACUGAUGAAGUAAUGUGACCAACAAUCAGAGAAGAUCUGACACUUGUGCA